UGACAUACCGUUGUUUAAACUUUUUUCCCUCUAAUUUUAACAAAAGAAAAAACGAAUAAAGAAUCACCGAAAAGAUUCGUCCAGAAUUAUUAUAAUAAUCCAUCGAAAAGUAGUCUCUAAACCCAAAUUCAAAAAAAACAAUCAGUGUAAAAAAAAAAAAAUCGCGCAAGGCACGCAGCAGGCAGUGCAGCACCCAACACGCGUUUCAUUUUUCUCUCAGACUCUUCUCUCUCUUCUCUCAACUGGUACACCGACGGGCGACGGAACCUGUUCGCCGCGACGACCGCCGACCGCUCGACCGCCGCCGUUCGCUGCGACGCUGCCAGUCCACAUCCUUAGGCUUCGCGACCCAAAAAUCAAUUUGAUUUUUCAUCAAAUUUUCUUCUCCAAAUUUGACGAGCAGAUAAGAAGAUUGAGAUAAAAGGAUUGCGAUUUUCGACGAGACUUUGAAUUUGGAUCUUUCAUAUUAUUGAAGCGAAUAUUGCAGUUUUGAAGCAUUACUGUUAUGAAGCCUGAUAGUUGUAAGACCAUCAGCAGAGAGGACAUCAACCGUGUAAAUGGUGAUGCAAGCUAUUCAUGUGCUGAUGAUGAACUUGAUCCCUGGACUGCUUGGGCUUACAAGCCUCGCACAAUUACUUUGUUAUUUAUUGGUGCUUGUUUCCUUAUCUGGGCUAGUGGAGCUCUUGAUCCUGAGAGAAGCAGAUCCGACGAUGUUGUUACUUCAGUCAAAAGGGGUGUAUGGGCAAUGAUUGCAGUGUUUCUUACUUACUGCUUGUUACAAGCACCUUCAACGGUCCUUAUACGACCACACCCUGCAAUUUGGCGCCUAGUUCAUGGAAUGGCUGUUAUCUACCUUGUUGCCUUGACAUUUUUGCUUUUUCAGAGGCGUGAUGAUGCUCGCCAGUUCAUGAAAUAUCUUCAUCCCGAUCUAGGUGUUGAACUUCCUGAAAGAUCAUAUGGUGCGGAUUGCCGAAUAUAUGUUCCUGAAGACCCCACGAACAGGUUUAAAAACGUUUAUGAAACAAUAUUUGACGAAUUUUUCCUAGCACAUAUUCUUGGAUGGUGGGGCAAGGCAAUUAUGAUUCGGAAUCAGCCCCUGCUCUGGGUAUUAUCUAUUGGUUUUGAAUUGAUGGAGCUAACCUUCCGUCAUAUGCUACCAAACUUCAAUGAGUGUUGGUGGGACAGCAUCAUUCUGGACAUCCUGCUCUGCAAUUGGUUUGGUAUUUGGACUGGUAUGCGUACUGUGAGAUAUUUUGAUGGGAAGACAUAUGAGUGGGUAGGAAUAAGCCGUCAGCCAAAUAUCAUGGGCAAGGUUAAACGCACUUUGGGUCAAUUUACACCUGCACGAUGGGAUAAAGAUGAGUGGCAUCCGCUGCUUGGUCCAUGGCGUUUUGUUCAAGUUCUCUUUCUUUGCAUUGUGUUUUUGACUGUGGAGUUGAACACAUUUUUUCUCAAGUUCUGUCUUUGGAUUCCUCCUCGCAAUCCUGUUAUCGUUUACAGGUUAAUUUUAUGGUGGCUUAUUGCCAUUCCAACUAUUCGAGAAUACAAUUCCUAUCUACAGGACAGGAAAGUAAUAAAAAAGGUGGGGGCGCUAUGUUGGCUUGCCUUGGCUAUCUGUAUAGUGGAGCUACUCAUUUGUAUCAAGUUUGGAAAUGGAUUAUAUCCAUAUUCGAUGCCUACGUGGUUGGUGAUUUUUUGGACGGGGUUUUGGGUCGGACUUGUGAUCUUUUUGUUGAUAUGGACUUGGAAAUUGUAUAAAUAUUCAGAGAAGAAGAGACGAUGAAUAACAUCACCUGAACAUUUUUAUGAUGGUUCAUGUCUGAUGUCUUUGCCCUCGUACACCUAUAGUUGUUUGAAUGUAAAUACCUUUUCUUUUUCCUGCAAUUGUAAAUGUUCAUUGAUUUAAUGCUAGAAUGACAGUUUUCCUUUUGGGAAUUUUUAUGUUUUGAAGAGUUUUAGGUGAAUUUCCCCCCCUCCAAUUUAGGCUGUGGAUAUGCUAUUCCAGACUAUAUCUUGAUAAACUAGGAUUUCAUGAAGGAUAGCUAUUGUAUUCUUUCAUUUUUCGGCAGCGUUGUAUUUAACAGAGCUUUUUGUCUAAA
This is a messenger RNA of Beta vulgaris subsp. vulgaris (sugar beet), 2099 nucleotides long. RefSeq names its product CDP-diacylglycerol--serine O-phosphatidyltransferase 1. The coding region runs from base 506 to 1783 and encodes 425 amino acids. The record is from RefSeq and is a predicted model, not a curated record. Gene Ontology annotation, molecular function: L-serine-phosphatidylethanolamine phosphatidyltransferase activity. NCBI's taxonomy places the organism in Eukaryota, Viridiplantae, Streptophyta, Magnoliopsida, Caryophyllales, Amaranthaceae. The transcript is spliced from 14 exons. Gene Ontology annotation, biological process: phosphatidylserine biosynthetic process.